Molecule: messenger RNA, 1554 nt
Organism: Erythranthe guttata (spotted monkey flower)
Lineage: Eukaryota; Viridiplantae; Streptophyta; Magnoliopsida; Lamiales; Phrymaceae
Product: lipase (DUF620)
Source: RefSeq, a predicted model, not a curated record
AUAAUAAUAUGGGUCGAGAAUUUCGGAUCAUUCUUCCUAGUACAGUUAGAGAGUAUAAGUAAUGAAGUUAGGCACACGCGCAUGAGACGCACGUGCACAAAACCAAGAGCAAAAAACUCCACUCCAGGUGCUCUCCUCUCCUCCUCUUUUAAUAACAACAACAACUAACCCACUCUUCUUCUUCUUCUUCUUCUUCUUCUUCACCUCACCUCCCCAUUCUGCAUACAUUCAGUCUCUCUAAAACCAAAACCGAAAAGAGAGAGAGAGAGAGAGAGAGAGAGAGAGGCAAAAAUAGAAAAGUAGCAAUUAAUGAUCAGAUGAAUAAUCGUCGCCUAGCAACAGUAGCAGAAGAGCCCAUAAACGAAGAAAAUACAAACAGUAGCAGAUCAAAUAAGAAAACAUGGAGAAAAUGGAUCAGAAACCAUUUCCCACAUAUUUUCAUGAACAAGAAAUCUCAUGACCUCAAGAUUCUUCUAAGUGUUCUUGGCUGCCCCCUCUUCCCUGUCUCUCUCCAUCCCAAAAACCCCAUUAUUAUUUCUCAAGUAUCUUCGUCGGCCCAAUACAUUAUACAGCACUUCACAGCCGCAACCGGCUGCCGGAAACUGUCCGGAGUUGUCAAGAACAUGUAUGCUACCGGGAAGGUGGUGAUGGGGCUGGUGGAUGACCCCGGCUCGAAAAGCUCAGCCUCCACUCCGAGCAGCAGCGUCUCACAGAAGGGCUGCUUUGUCAUUUGGCAAAUGGUGCCUGACCGAUGGUUGGUGGAGCUAGUUGUCGGUGGUCACAAGGUAGUGGCUGGCAGUGACGGAAGCGUCGCUUGGCGGCACACCCCUUGGCUCGGUGCUCACGCCGCUAAAGGUGGUGUUCGGCCUCUCCGACGAGCUCUUCAGGGACUCGAUCCAGUGGCCAUAUCAACGGUUUUCUCCACAGCGCAGUACAUGGGAGAAAAGCACAUAUCAAGCACCGACUGCUUUGUGCUGAAACUAUCAGCCGAGCAUUCAGACCUAGCCGAGAGGAGUGACAGCUCAGCAGAGAUGAUCAAGCACGUAACCCUUGGUUACUUUAGCCAGAGGAGUGGCUUGCUUGUCUACUUAGAAGACUCCUACUUAACCAGAAUACAGACCCCUGGUUCCCGCCCCACCUACUGGGAGACCACCAUGUCCACCAAAGUGGAGGACUAUCGGUCUGUGGAGGGUAUGAUGAUUGCUCAUUCGGGCCAAUCGAGCGUCAUCAUUACAAGAUUCGGUGACAAUAUGAAGGCUGGAGCUGAGGUUACUAGGAUGGAAGAGACGUAUGUAAUUGAUGACCUGGCUUUUAAUGUACCCGGUCUUUCUCUGGAUUACUUCAUCCCUCCUGAUGAGAUACAGAAGGAUUUUCCACAGGAAAGUCUUGAUUGGAGAUCGCCUUUACAUCGAUAAAAACCCUUUUUUUGCCUGUUACAUGUUGUCCUUUAUGAUUUCAAACUGCUAAUGAGCUUUUGGUCUUCGACAUUUGACUCUUCCUUUGGUGUAUGCAUUGUAUUGGUUAAUGCAGGAGCAGCCAAUUUUCCUUUGUGUG